UUGUUGUUGCCAUGAGGACAGCGGAGCAACAGGGGAACUGAGCUACAGCAUCAUACUUCCUCCGGAGUUUUCCGAACGGGAGGAUGAAGCUUUUCUUCGUCUUCUGGUUGUGUUUGCUUUCUCAAAUUGCUUGUUUCAUUUGGAUGCAUCUCUGAGAAUGUUUUAAGGUGGAGCUGACAGACCCCAAAAAAAGUCUUUAUGCCUGUAGAUAAUUGGGGAAAAAAAAGCAACACAUAUACAAACAACAAAAAAGAAAUCCUAUUUACAAAGGCACAAAACUGUGAAAAUGGAAUUCUCACAAUGACAAGCCCUUCAGCCUGAAGAGAAGCUGUCUAGUUUCUCACACAUGCAGGCAGGCCGCCAGAUGUUGGAGAGGACAGCUGUGUGCCGGGCAGCUCUCUACCUGUUGGCAGCAGGUGUGGCUUUAACAUCAGAAGCUCGCUGGUCGUGUCCUCCUUCCUGCCGCUGCAACUCCGCAGCGUUGGAGGUCAACUGCUCUGGCGGCCAGUUCACCAACGUGCCCGACGGUCUCCCACGAGAAGCUAAACUCCUGAACUUAACCCACAACACCAUCAAGACUCUAGUGCAUCAGCAGUUCCACACGUUGAUGCAGCUCCUGCACUUGGAUUUAAGUGACAAUCUUUUAGUAGUAAUUGAAGUGGAGGCCUUUCUUGGCCUGCAGGGCUUGUUAACUCUGCGUCUUUCUCACAAUCAGCUGAAGAUUAUUCCAGUGGGAGCUUUUGCCGGCCUGACAAACCUGCAGCUGCUGGACAUAAGCAGCAACGAGAUUCUUGUUCUCCUCGAUUUUACCUUCAGUGACUUGGCAGCUCUGCAGUUUAUUACAGCAGCAGAUAAUGAUUUAGUCUUUAUCUCUCAUCAGACCUUCACUGGACUGAACAGUUUGCAGGAGCUGCAGCUUGAUGGUUGUAACCUCACUGCUGUGCCGACUGAGGCGCUCACACAGCUCAGUGCGCUAAAGACACUUCAUUUUCAGCGGCUAGGCCUCGCUACGCUGCCAAACUACUCCUUCCGCCAUCUAAUGCACCUAAAGGAGCUUGUAAUUUCUCAUUGCGCCUGGCUGGAGACCCUGUCAGGAAACAGUCUCUUCGGCCUCAAUCUCACCUCUUUAACCAUUAAACACUGCAACCUGAGCGCCGUCCCCUACAUCCCCUUGCAUCACCUUGUGUAUCUCCUCUAUCUUGACCUUUCUUUCAAUCCCAUCACCUACAUUCACGGGAACCUGCUUGGAGAUUUGCUCCGACUCCAAGAGUUCCAUCUUGUCGGGGGAUCGUUGCUACGCAUAGAAAUUGGAGCCUUCAGGGGUUUGGAGCAUUUCAGAUUGCUGAACGUGUCCAGAAACCUUCUCACCACACUGGAAUCAGGAGCUUUUCAUUCAGUGGACUCCCUGAGGGCUCUGGGCCUCGAUAGCAACCCGCUAGCAUGUGACUGCCGUUUGCUUUGGGUGGUGCGAAGGAGACUGUAUGUGAACUUCGGUGGACGUCCGCCAGCGUGCACUACCUCAGCCCAGCUGCAGGACUGGAACUUUCUAGACUUUUCUGAAGCCGAGCUACCGAGUUUACUCACCUGUCGACAGCCUCGGAUUCUGAACCGCAAACGUCAGGAAGCGAGAGUCGAUCAGGGACACACUGUGGUGUUUUACUGCAGUGCAGAAGGCGACCCUGUGCCAUCUGUCAGCUGGCUAAACCCACAACUGAGGCCUUUAUCGCCCAUUGGGAGAGUCCGGGCUCUGUCCAACGGCUCGCUGGAGGUUCGCUACGCUCAGCCUCAAGACAGCGGCACUUAUCUGUGUGUGGCAUCAAAUGCGGCGGGAAAUGACAGUCUGCCUGUCAGCCUUCGUGUCCGAACCUUUCCAUCAUCUUCCAAAAACCCCUUUCGUCUUAAGGGCUGGCCGACCUUUCCGUCUGCCUCCCCGGGUGAAAAUGGAGAUCAGAAACUCCACUUCGAUGUGAAGACGCUCCUGAUAGCAGCGACCAUUGGGUUUGUCUCGUUUUUCAGCUCUGUGAGCGUAUGUUUCAUUUUCAUGCUCUUCUGGAGUAAAAGCAAAGGGCAAAUCAAGCACACAGCCACCAUCGCGUACGUGCCACGAAGCGCCGUAUCGAGCAGCAACGGGGGGACAGGAAACUAUAUGGAGACAAGUAGAUUCACCAUGAAACUUAUAUGAGUCCAAAACAAUAUUUUCACUUGACUUGAUAGGAGUUAAUAAAUUGCAAAUGUGAAAAUUAAUUUGAAUGUUAUUUAACUUCUUUAAAGCAGAAAGUGACCACUUAUUAAUUCAAAUGUUUGGACAUCAAGUGUUUUUGUCAUUAAAAUGAUUUUAAGCACGUCUAAAGGAACAUUACUGCUUUAAUAAGACAGGUGCUCCACUAGAACAAAGGAAGAAUACAAAACAGCCAAAGUAAACAGUAUUUAAUGAGAAUAAUGCAUGUGAGAUCUAGGUUAGGGAUGUAAAUUACUCAAAUAAUUGCUAAUUGCCAUGGUAGUUCUUAUAUUUAAGAAAAAAAUUGGAUCUUAAUACAGAGAAUGUAUAGAAGACAGACCUGCCUUGUUGUUUUGUUCAUUUGUUUUCUAAAGAACGAAUAAAACAGUGGAUUUAAUAUUGAAAUAAUAGUAAUUAUGGACAUCAGAUUCUUAAAAAGCAUAAGAUACCUGUAUAGAUUAUAGGAACAGGAAUGUUAACCUUAUAUUAAGGUUAGCAUACAUAGCAUCUCUAUAGCAUGUUAUUACUUCUUGAUGAUUAAAAAUGUGUUUUUAUUCUAAUUUUGUCACAUUUAUGGUUUAUUUUUUAAUGAAUACAUGGAAUGUGAGAUUUUCUUUGUGUAUUUUUUAUUCCCCUCCAUAAAAGUAGCAUAAAUAAAAAAUGUUGUACUUUCAAA
Amphiprion ocellaris (clown anemonefish) is the source of this 2894-nucleotide messenger RNA. Its product is annotated as leucine-rich repeat and immunoglobulin-like domain-containing nogo receptor-interacting protein 1. The record is from RefSeq and is a predicted model, not a curated record. Gene Ontology annotation, molecular function: protein binding. Lineage: Eukaryota; Metazoa; Chordata; Actinopteri; Pomacentridae. Bases 347 to 2182 code for a protein of 611 amino acids. The transcript has 2 exons.